Messenger RNA from Lutra lutra (Eurasian river otter), 1079 nucleotides. RefSeq names its product testis-specific Y-encoded protein 2-like. Bases 127 to 687 code for a protein of 186 amino acids. Lineage: Eukaryota; Metazoa; Chordata; Mammalia; Carnivora; Mustelidae. The transcript is spliced from 5 exons. The record is from RefSeq and is a predicted model, not a curated record.
CCCAGGCCCGCGCACUCUGAUAGGUGGCUGCUGCCCAGCGCCGUUCCUGGGCGCGGGAGCUGAACCUGCGGGUCCCGCCUCCGUCGCCUGCCCUCGCCAGCUGCCUGGGCUCAGGGCCACGGCCACAUGGAGAGGGAGUCGAGGUCCGGGGAAGGCGGGGCGGCCGCAGAAGGCUGGACCACGUUGGUCGCAGACGGGGGCGGUGAGGAGGCGGGGGCCCUCAGGGAGACGGGCUCCCGCGGGCACGCGGGGGCGCUUCUGGCCCUAGAGGCGACGUGGGAGGUGGCAGAGGCUGUGCGGGAAGCUGAGGCCCAGCAGGGCACAGAGGAGGCCGGCGCGGGGGAGGAGUUGGUGCUGCUGGUGGAGGAUAUCAUGGCGGAGGUGGAGGUGGUGGCGGUGGAAGAUGAGGAGGUGGCGCAAGCAGAGCAGGUGGAGAAGCCGAAGGAGCUGUGGCAGGCAGAGCCGGUGCCCCGGCCCGACUCAUCCGGGGCCGCACUUGCCGCGCUGGAGGUGGUUCAGGAGGCUCUCCGCUCUGUGGAUGCCCAAGCCACCAGGGCUUACUUGCGGCUCAAGCGCAGGAUGAAUCAGAAGCGGAGUUGUCACCUGGCUCGAAGGAGGGCCAUCAUUCGGGGCAUCCCUGGCUUCUGGGCACACGCCAUCCUGAAUCACCCCCAGAAUCAGCCGUGACAGGUAACCAGGACACAGACAUGCCCAGCUACAUGACCAAUUUAGAGGUGGAGGAACUGAGUCGUCCCAAGUACUGCUGCCGGUUGAUGUUUUCCUUUGGGAGCAACCCCUACUUCCAGAACGACGUGAUCGUGAAGGAGUAUGACCUUAGCAUCGCCGGCUAUAGGGUGAUUCGUUGCACUCCAGUCCAGUGAUUCUGGGAUGAUGAACUUGGAGCUGCCAGCCUCAGGCGAGACACCAGCAGCCUGAACUUCUUCAACUGGUUGUGUGACUCCAGGUGCCCAGGGUCCAACAAGAUCGCCAGGAUCAUCGUCGAGGACCUGUGGCCCAAUCCCUUGCGGUACUACCCGAGGCAGGAAGGCGGCCUAUGGGAAUGAGCUGAGAGGAGGCCC